CGUGUGCGUGUGUAUAUCCCUCUGAAGGUGGAGCCCUCUUGCAAUAAAAAGAGGGGGGGGGCAAAUAACAACUUAAAAUAAGUGCCUGUCUGAGCGGUCCUGCCUCUCUUCUGCCUGUCAUGUUUUUGCACCAGGCUGAACUGGACAAUUCUCUACUCUUCUACAUGGGAGCCACGGUGCUCUACGGGGGGACAAUAUUUUAUCGCGCUAAGAAGAACCGAGUGGAAAAAGCCCCCCCUUUCCGCUGGGGUCUCCUGUUGCUUUUGACCCUGGAAGUCCUGUGCUUCACCACCUUGGGAAGUUCUCUGGGCUUGACUUUAUUCUCCCUGGCGUGUCUCGUGUUUUGUUUUUAUACUCCUGCGCAAGCUAUGUUGCCCGUGAAUCGCAAAGCCGUGUUCAUCACAGGAACUGACAGUGGAAUCGGCCAUGAGCUUGCAAAAUACCUUGACAGUUUAGGAUUUACUGUCUUUGUCAGCGUCUUAGAUGCAGCAGGCCCUGGUGCCAAAAAGCUGAAGGAAACCUGCUCAGAAAGACUUUCCAUCCUGCAAUUGGAUAUCACCAGUUCUGCACAAAUAAAGGAGGCUUAUCUUGAAAUAAAGCAGAAGUUGCAACAUGAAGAGCUCUGGGCUGUUAUCAACAAUGCGGGAAUCCUGGGGUUCGUAGCUGACGGAGAACUGCUCCCCAUGAGUUCUUACAAGCAGUGCAUGGAUGUCAAUUUCUUUGGCCCUGUUGAAUUAUCCAAAAUGUUCUUACCCUUACUCCGAAAGUCCAAGGGAAGGAUUAUUAACAUCUCAAGCCUGGCAGGAGGAAUCCCAAUGCCAUUGUUUGCUGCUUACGGUGCCUCUAAGGCAGCCCUCUCCAUGUUUUCCGGGGUUAUGAGGCAGGAGCUGUCCAAGUGGGGCAUCAAAGUUGCCGUUCUUCACCCAUCAGGCUUCAAAACAUCAAUUGGGGGAAAUCCUGAAGACUGGAAAAAGGAAGAUCAGAGGCUGCUGGAGAGCCUAGCUCCAGAUGUGAAGAAAGAUUAUGGUGAGGAUUACAUCCAUAAACUGAGGAUGUUCCUCAGUCAGAUGACUUCGAUUUGCUCAUCAGAUUUCUCGCCCGUGUUCUCUGAUGUUCUACAUGCUUUGCUGGCUGAGCAUCCAAAAGGUUUAUACACUCCAGGCAAGAAUAGCUACACAUUCCUUCUCAUGUUCUGUUAUUCUCCUCUCUGGUUUUAUGACUUUUUCAUGGACAAAUUAAUGGGGGCCCACGUCUUGCCUUCUGCGCUCCAAACACCAGAAAGACAAAAACAGGUCAUAAGCUGAACAAGAAAUCCAUGCACCCGUCAAAAAUGGAAGUUGAUAGUCCGUCACAAUUUUUGAAGAUUCGUGCCCUUUAUUUGAUAAGCUAUUCAGCUAAUUAUGCAACCUAGGAAACCAAUAAAUAAUAGACAGAUGUAGAGGUAUAUAUGAAUAUGUGUAGAUUUAGGGUGGUACAGAAGAAAGAUGUUUUAACAGUAUAAUAGCUAACAUCUCGUGAUAAUGCCUUCAGGGUUUGUUUGUUUGUUUUGAGAUAGAGAUUAGCUUUUUCUGGAAUUGUAUUUUGUGUUUUGGGGCACUGCUGUAAAACUCUUCCUUUUUCCAAAGAUUUAUAUCUAAUUUCUCUGAUCUUUUGUUGACCUAAUCCAAUCAACACAUAUUAUAUGUACACUAUAUUCUUUU
Molecule: messenger RNA, 1700 nt
Organism: Protobothrops mucrosquamatus (brown spotted pit viper)
Lineage: Eukaryota; Metazoa; Chordata; Lepidosauria; Squamata; Viperidae
Gene: HSD17B2
Product: hydroxysteroid 17-beta dehydrogenase 2
Exons: 6
Coding region: 120-1304 (394 amino acids)
Molecular function (GO): oxidoreductase activity
Source: RefSeq, a predicted model, not a curated record